Molecule: messenger RNA, 6579 nt
Organism: Carcharodon carcharias (great white shark)
Lineage: Eukaryota; Metazoa; Chordata; Chondrichthyes; Lamniformes; Lamnidae
Gene: tanc1a
Product: tetratricopeptide repeat, ankyrin repeat and coiled-coil containing 1a
Exons: 27
Coding region: 211-5793 (1860 amino acids)
Molecular function (GO): protein binding
Source: RefSeq, a predicted model, not a curated record
GAAUGCAUCCCUGCACCACUGAAGUAAAUGCAGCCCUUUGGUGAUGGUAUUUAUAAUCAUGGAAUCAUCUUCCACUUGUAUGCCAAUGAUGCCCAGCUGUAGCUCCCCACUUCUCUCAAUUUUCUCCACUGCCUCUGCCUGGUUGGACAGUCUGCUUGAUAUCCAGUCUCGGGGAGUUUAUUAAAGGAGGGAGUUCAGAAAACUUCUACAAUGUUCAAAGCCGUUCUGAAGAAAAAUCGCGAAGGUGGAAAAGGGAGCAAGAAAGAUUUUGCAGAUGUGUACAAAAUGGAGCAACAAAAAGACAAGCCACACCUCAGUGAUGACUGUGGACAGCAGAGGCAGAAGAAAGGCGACUCCUACUCUGACCGUUCUGUGAAAGUUGGCAUUUUAGAUGGUGGUUCUGGCCAGUUUUCCAUACAAGAGGAUAUAUACAAAAUGAGCAUGUCUAAAGGAGUGUCCAUGUCGCUUCCAUCCUCGCCACUCUUGCCUCGUCAGCCAUUUACGAUGCAUGCAUGGACAGGCAAAAGGUCCCCAGGCCCAAUCAGGAAGUUGAAAUAUGUGGAAAGCCCUAAGGUGCCAGGAGAUGAUGUAAUUGCCUCGGCAUUGACAAAGUUGGCACAGAAAACAGACCCUUCCCAAUUAGCACAAAAUGAGCCACAGAAGAGUAAUGAGCGAAGCUCCUCCCCUGCUGCUCAGGAACUGAUGACUAGAUUAGGGUUUCUGUUAGGAGAAGGGAUUCCAAGUUCUGCUCGUUUACCUGUGGAAGAGAAGAAUGAAAAAUUGUUUUCAGCUGCUAUUCAGGGAAUCAGUCCAUGUUCAACACUCACAAGCAGUACUGCAUCUCCAGGCACUGACAGCCCAUGCUCAACCCUAAACAGCUGCAUCAGCAAACCACCACAAAAAAAACCCAGUCCCUGUGGAACUAUUACUAGCUUAAGCUCCACACUGGAAAGCAAGGACAGUGGCAUUAUAGCUACAGUAACCAGCUCAUCUGAAAAUGAAGAAAAAAGUGGCUCAAGUCUAGAAUGGAACAAAGUUGGCAGUAUGCGGGACUGUCUACCGCGUGGUAUCACAAAGAAUUUAAGACUUGAAGGUUGCUUGCCUGUAGCAGAGGAAGAACCACAUGAUCCUGCCACAAGUCUUUCAAAAUCAGAAGCUGCUUUUGAUGGUCCUAUUGCUUAUGUACAUCAGAGUGUGUCACCAUACCUGACGCCACGACCUAAUUCAGUUGCAGCAACUAGUUCAGCAAAGCUGGAAGAUUUGAGCUAUUUGGAUGAAAGAAGUACACCACUGCGUACCUCUAUUAGGAUGCCUUGGCAUAACACAGCUGGAGGAAGAGUACAGCAAAAUGUGAAAGUGCGAUUUACUCCAUACAAGCCAGUUGAUAUUAUAUUAAAGCCAUUAUUGUUUGAAGUGCCAAGCAUUACUACAGAUUCAAUAUUUAUUGGUCGGGAUUGGCUGUUCCAGAAGAUAGAUGAGAACCUGAACAAUGGAGUGACUCUGGAGAGCAAAGGAACUGUAAUUGUUGGAAAUGUUGGAUUUGGGAAAACGGCCAUUAUUUCCAGGCUGGUGGCACUGAGCUGUCAUGGAGGUCGGAUGAGACAAAUUGCAUCGAACAGCUCCAGUGUAUUUUCAAAAAAUACAAACCUACACCAGGAACUUCCGCUGAGCCAACCGCCCCAAACCUCUUCUCCCUUUCAUAGUACCAAUACGUCGAGCAAUGGGAGUUUUCCCGGAACCCCUGAGCUACAAAGACGAAGGGAAGAAGCUUUGAAGAAACUCGCAGCACAGGUUGUUGCCUAUCACUACUGCCAGGCUGAUAAUACAUACACCUGCCUUGUACCAGAAUUUGUCCACAGUGUAGCAGCUUUGCUUUGUCGUGCACCUCAGCUAGCAGCAUUCAGGGAUUUGCUGCUGAAGGAAUCACACAUACAGAGCAUACUCAGUCUACGUUCUUGUGUCCAGGAUCCCAUGGCUGCAUUUAAGAGAGGUAUUUUGGAGCCUCUUGUAAACCUGAUAAAAGAAAAGAAGAUUCCUGCAGAUGAUUAUAUUAUUUUGGUGGAUGGCUUAAAUGAGGCUGAAUUCCAUAAGCCCGAUUAUGGUGACACAAUUGCUUCCUUUAUCACUAAAAUAAUUUCGAAGUUUCCAGCUUGGCUAAAGCUGGUAGUUACUGUUAGAACCAAUCUACAGGAGAUCACAAGUCUACUUCCAUUUGUCAAAAUUUCUCUGGAUGAUUUUCCGGAGAACGAAGAUAUUAACAGUGAUCUGAAUGCUUAUAUCCAUCACAGAAUUAACAAUAGUCACGGAAUACUCAGUAAUAUCUUUUUGAGUGGAAAAGCUGACACCCUUACAGUGAGCAAAGUCAGCAAUCAUCUUAUCAUGCGCAGCCAAGGAUCUUAUCUAUAUUUGAAGUUGACGCUGGAUUUGUUUGAAAAGGGCCAUUUGGUUAUUAAGAGUGCAAGUUACAAGGUAGUCCCAGUGUCCCUGUCUGAAUUGUACCUGCUACAAUGCAACAUGAAGUUUCUAACGCAUACUUCCUUUGAAAAGGCUCUUCCUCUGUUGAAUGUAGCCUUGGCAUCCCUUCAUCCACUGGCAGAUGAACAGAUCUUCCAAGCAAUAAAUGCUGGCUGUGUGAAGGGUGACUUGGAGUGGGAGGACUUCCAGCAGAGAAUGGAGAGCCUUUCAUGUUUCCUGAUCAAACGAAGGGACAAAACACGAAUGUUUUGCCACCCAUCCUUUAGGGAGUGGCUUGUUUGGAGAGCAGAUGGUGAAAACAUGGACUUUCUUUGUGACCCAAGGAGUGGGCAUGCGCUUAUGGCAUUUAUGUUCUCUCGCCAAGAAGGAAAACUAAACCGACAACAGACGGUAGAAUUUGGACAUCACAUAUUGAAAGCGCAUAUUUUCAAGGGCCUAAGCAAAAGGACGGGAAUCUCUUCUACUGUCCUUCAAGCUCUGUGGAUAAGCUAUAGCAGUGAUGGAUUGUCUGCUGCCCUCACAUCCUUGAGAAAUCUUUACACUCCCAAUGUGAAGGUGAGUCGAUUGUUGAUUUUGGGAGGAGCCAGCGUGAACUACCGAACUGAGGCCUUGAACAAUGCACCCAUCCUAUGUGUUCAGUCACAUCUUGGUCAUCAGGAAAUGGUAAAUCUGCUGCUUGAAUUUGGAGCUGAAGUUGACCAUAUUUCUGAAAGUGGUAUUACCCCCUGCUGUCAUGCUGCAGCUGCAGGACACCUGAAUAUUGUGACUCUUCUGUGCAAGAAAGGAGCAAAGGUUGAUUACACAGAUAAAAAUGGUCAGUGUGCAUUGGUUCAUGCUUCUUUACGAGGUCAUCGUGAAGUUAUUAAAUAUUUACUGCAAGUGGAUUGGGCAUUAACCACACAGCACCAGCAUUCUUUCAGGAAAAGUCAGGCCCUUCAGCAAGCCCUGAUUGCAGCAGCAAGCAUGGGACAUACUGAAAUUGUGAAGAAUCUGCAAGAACUCGACAAUGAGAAUAGAGUAGAGAUCAAUAGCUUCGACACUCUUUGGGGUGAAACAGCUCUCACAGCAGCAGCAGGCAGGGGUAAACUGGAAGUUUGUGAACUGCUCCUGCAACAAGGAGCUGUGGUAUCCCAUCCCAAUCGAAGGGGUAUCGCUCCAGUAUUUUGUGCAGCGAGACAAGGUCAUUGGCAGAUUGCUGACCUGUUGUUUCAGCAUGGUGCUGAUUUGAACGCAACAGAUAAGCAGGGACGUACACCACUUAUGGUGGCUUCUUGUGAAGGGCAUGUGAGCACUGUUGAAUUUCUACUUUCAAAAGGUGCUUCCAUAUCUUCAAUAGAUAAGGAAGGAUUGACUCCUUUGAGCUGGUCUUGCUUGAAAGGUCAAAAAUCUGUGGUUCAGACUUUGGUGGAGAGGGGUGCAGCUAUUGACCACACAGAUAAGAAUGGUCGCACACCCCUAGAUCUAGCAGCUUUUUAUGGAGACUCCGACAUUGUUCAGUAUCUGGUGGAAAGAGGUGCAAUGAUUGAGCAUGUUGACCACAGUGGAAUGCGUCCAUUAGACAGAGCAAUUGGAUGUUGCAACACUUCAGUGGUAGUGAUGCUGCUCAAGAAAGGUGCAAAACUAGGUAAUGCAGCUUGGGCAAUGGCCACAUCCAAACCAGACAUCCUGAUCAUUUUAUUGCAGAAACUAAUGGAAGAGGGAAAUCUACUUUAUAAGAAAGGAAAGAUGAAAGAAGCAGCCCAGAGAUAUCAGUACGCAUUAAGAAAAUUUCCACGAGAAGGCUUUGGGGAUGAAAUGAAAUCUUUUAGAGAUCUGAGAGUUUCUCUAUAUUUAAACCUAUCCCGAUGUCGGAGGAAAACUAAUGACUUUGGAAUGGCAGAGGAAUUUGCUUCUAAAGCAUUGGAAUUAAAGCCAAAAUCAUAUGAAGCUUACUAUGCCAGAGGAAGGGCUAAAAGGAGCAGCAGGCAAUUUUCUGCAGCUCUUUCAGAUCUACAAGAAGCUGCUAAGCUUUGUCCUAACAACCGUGAAAUAAAGCGGCUUCUGGCUCGAAUAGAAGAGGAAUAUAAUCAGAUGCAUCGAGCGCAGCAACAGUAUCAGCAACCACAGCAAAACAAUGAAUCUGAUAAUGAAGAGGAAUUACUACAUCAAGAUCUUGAGAAUUCAUUAUUUGGCACUGAUGAGCCUGGUGUUGGACAACCUACUGACAUUCAGUCUGCCUCAGCAAGGCAUUCUCCAAGCUCAGUUCCAUUCAAAAAGGGACUUCAAGAUGAUACAGGUUCUCAACAAAAUCCAAGGCCUGUCUCUCCUCAGAAUAAAUCUAAACACAAAUACCUUAGAGAACCACUCCCACAGCAAGGACUAGUUACACAACCUCCCAAACAAGCUCAAAUUGUGAAAACAAACCAGCAUAUGAAUUUAUUACAGGCUGGGGGAAGAGCUGCAAGUUAUCAAUACAGUGGUAAAGCUCCACCACAAACUCAGAUUCCCUUGUCAAGCAAUAGAAAUGUUCAAGUAGAAUCUGCAGUCAAUAGUAGAACAUAUUCUGGGAGCUGUGGUGAAAGAGUGACUUCUGCUCAAUCUGUGCAGCUGCAGCACAAUGAACUUACUACAACUGAGACUUCUACAAAUAUGGCAAUACCAGUAGAAAGCCCACUUGCACAGUCCAAACUGAGUAUUGAUUUAUCAGAAAAUGUUGCUCAACGAGUUCAAGCAAAGUCUUCAGAUGUAAACCAAGAUGGAUCAAUAACAGGUGUUUCUGCACCUGUGCAUCAUACAAUCAUGAAAGUUUCUGGGUCUACUAACAGUCUAGCUUCCAACUGCAGUGUGUCUGACAGUGGGCAAACUUCAGAUGCUCACAUCAAAAGCAGUCUGGAAUACAAGAUGGAGAAGUCCAACAAAAACUUGAGUGGGGCUGAAUACAGACCAAGGACUACACCAUUUAUGGGAAUAAUAGAUAAAACCGUAAGAUCCCAGCAGCAUCAGUCCAACAGUCAACAGAUUCGCAUGUGGCACGAUCAAUCAAUAGAUGGAUUUGUUACAAAUGCGACUUCAGUUGGUGGUGGUCAAAAUAUUCACAGUGAAGCACAGUUUGCCAAAUCUGUUAUUGCCUAUCAUGACCAUAUAAGACUUCCAACUCAGGGCUCUGCUGGAAAUCUUCACAAUGGAAUGCAUUCCAAGACCUGUCAGACAGCCACAAACUUUCAAGAACCCAGUUCACCCUUGAUGGUUCCACAGAGUAUUUCUAAACCACAAUCUCAUGUACCUAGAGAUGCACAGUCUAUAAAACCAAAGCGAUCUUUUAUAGAAUCUAAUGUGUAAAGUAAAUUGGACUGUUGAAAAUUACUUUUUUUGUGUAUGUUGUAAUCUAAUAGUAGAAUUUGUAGCUAUUGGUGCUUAUCAGUAAAAUUUGUUUAUGCUACAGUACAGCAUUGCAUGUUGGUUAUAAAAAGGUGAGCUUUAAUCCAGCUGGCUAUUGCACUGAGUAUUGUAAUAUGGCAUUUAACACAAAAUGAAUAACUGCACUUUAUUAAAGUACAAAUUAUAAGAUGUCCUGAAGUGCUUUUGUUGUAAUUUAAAUGUUUUUAACUUGCAGAUUCUCUGUUCCUUAACUGAAUCUAUACAUCAUUAGCAUUGUUAUCAGUAAAAAGGGAGUUGUUGAGCAACCACAUUACAACUUUUUUUUAGUCAGCCAUUUCUAGAAUGAUUUAUGUAAUCUUUAAAAACUUAAUGAAGUACUCAGCUGUACUUGAGGAUUAUGUUGCACAUUAAUCAAAUUAAAAAACUGUAUAAAUAUAAUGGUUCUGUUAUCAAUUUCCAAUACUAAUUUUAUUUAUUUGCUUAAGCUUUUAAUUUGUAAAAUUGGACCUUUUACUUAACUAUAUGUAUUGUGUCUUCAUCAAUUUUCAAUGCAGCUUAAGUGUUUAAGAGCACUAGUUAUUUUCAGUAUAAACAUCUAAUAAUUUAUUUUAUAGCAUACUGUAUUGCCAAGUAGAGGAAAAAAUAAUUUCUGGCAAGGUAUUGUGCCUAAUGUUUUGACUAACUUUUUUUCCUGGAAUAUAUAUGGCAAAUUAAUUCAAAAAAAUAAAAUACAAAAGUAUAUUCUAA